AAAGGGCUGUCGGAAAAAGAAAAAAAAAACAGACGCAACUCGGACAGGGUCAACAUCGAAAUCAACAACACGCAAAAAAAAACCCCAAUCAACAACAAAGCAAGUUGUUGUAAUUUCAGCCAAAAGGUUCACAGCAAAGUUGCUGUGUAUGUUGCUGCUGCAACCAUGACUUGGGAACAUCUAGAACGAGGAAGCUCGCCAGUGGAUUGGUGCGAGGGCAACUAUCUCGUAUCGCCCGAUAUUGCGGAGUUUGUGAAUACGAUCAGCAACAUUCUCUUCCUGCUCGGGCCACCGUUCCUCAUCUACCUGUUCAAAGACUACGGCCGCUUCAUACAGCCGGCCAUCCAUCUGAUCUGGGUGCUGCUGAUCGUGGUGGGCCUUUCGUCGGCCUACUUCCACGCCACCCUAAGCCUGCUCGGCCAGCUGCUUGAUGAGCUGACCAUACUGUGGGUGUUUAUGGCCACGCUGAGCCUGUUCUGUCCGCGGCGCCACUUCCCGCGAAUCUUUAAACGUUCCAGGAAACGUUUCUGUCUGUCCAUGACGAUAUUUUCCAUCGUGGCAACGGGGCUUUCGUUUUGCCAUCCCGCCAUCAAUGCGUUUGCGCUCAUGUUUCUAGCCAUCCCAGCCACCUACCUGCUGUACAAAGAGCUUAAAAUCGUGCAGGAUGAGCGCGUGUAUCGGCUGGGCGUCCGCAAUACCACCAUCCUGAUCAUGGCCAUCGUUUGCUGGAUUAACGAUCGCAUGUUCUGUGACACCUGGUCGCGGCUGAACUUCCCGUACCUGCACGGCUUCUGGCACAUUCUCAUCUUCAUCUCCGCCUAUCCGGCCUGCGUACUGUUUGCCUACUUCUUCGUCAACGACGAGCGGCCGGAAAGCCGGCCCACGCUCAAGUACUGGCCGCGGAACGAUUGCGAGCUCGGCAUACCGUACGUGUCGAUCAAUUACGACAAAAAGUUUGAUGAUGCCAUCUAAAACUGGCCGGUGCACGUAGGGAGGGAGGCAGGGAGGGUGAUACCGUAGGCGCAAUACAUCUACUUCAAAAUCUUCUUUACAUAUGCCAAAAACUGAAAGCAAAUGACAAAAAAAACACUUCAUUGUACUUGCACCGUAGCGGAACAUUCACCGAUUGGUUUCGCACACGGAACACGCAAAGAGAGGAAGUGUGCAGUAAACGUACCAAAAAAGAAGCAUACAAAAAUGUAAGCAAAACGCUUUGCACGGUAGAUUAGCAUGGGGCAAUGGCGCUGGUUAGGAAUUGAGGAAUUAGUCUUGCUUGCGUGAGAGGGUUCGUUCCAGUUUCCGUUCCAGUUUUGUUGUCGUAGUGUUGAUUAGCCUUUAAACCUAGAAACCGCUGUACCGCUAGGGUGUAUGCGUGUUUAAGCAACCGAGGAGUGAUACUAGAAAUAUGAUUUUUAAAAAGGCACGUUGCUGCUACAAAGAGGGCGACCCCGCCAGUGUGAUAGAAGGCAAAAUAUAUAUAAAGAAUCGAAUUUUUAAUUGCAA
Anopheles merus is the source of this 1503-nucleotide messenger RNA. RefSeq names its product alkaline ceramidase (gene bwa). Lineage: Eukaryota; Metazoa; Arthropoda; Insecta; Diptera; Culicidae. Bases 166 to 972 code for a protein of 268 amino acids. Gene Ontology annotation, cellular component: membrane. Gene Ontology annotation, molecular function: hydrolase activity, acting on carbon-nitrogen (but not peptide) bonds, in linear amides. Gene Ontology annotation, biological process: ceramide metabolic process. The record is from RefSeq and is a predicted model, not a curated record. The transcript has 5 exons.